GACAGGGCUGUAGCCUCCAUCUAGUCUUGGUGGCGGGGCUGAGGUGUUGACCACAGGAUGGUGAAGGGGCCGUUCGGAUCUAAACUCCCGCAUCAAUGGAGCGCCAACCGGUACGUCGAGAUACCUCUAGAGACAAUCAAACAUGGCCACAGGAUGGACCCCCAGGAGAGGAUCUUCCUAGACGCGGUGGAGAAGGGGGACAAGUCAAGCGUCAUCCGCUGCCUGAGCAGCCAGCCGGCCGUCAGCGUCAACUGUACAGACAUGCUGGGCCGCUCGGCCAUACAGAUAGCCGUGGACAAUGAGAACAUUGAGCUGGUCGAGCUGCUCCUGAGGCAGGAGGGUGUUAAGAUAGGCGAUGCCCUGCUGUAUGCCAUAAGAGAAGGCGUCUACAGGAUCGUGGAGAUGUUGAUAGAACACCCGUCCAUCUCCAGGGAAAUGCUCGGUGCGGACUGGUCUCGAACCCGCUACGUUGAUGAUGAAAGUUUUGAUUACUCACCAGAUAUAUCUCCAGUGAUGCUGGCGGCCCACUGCAACCAGUUUGAGAUCCUUCAGCUCCUGCUGGUCCAUGGCGCCAACAUCGACCGUCCGCACCAGCUGUCGUGUUCAUGUGCUCGCUGUCAGGCCAGGGUCCAUGAAGACAGUCUCCGCCACUCCCUGCUGAGGAUCAAUACGUACAAGGCCCUGGCCAGUCCUGCCUGGAUCUCCCUGACCAGCGCUGACCCCGUCCUAACGGCAUUUCAACUCUCCUGGGAACUGGACCAUCUGGCUCUCAGGGAAAACGAAUUUAAAGACACCUAUCUCCAGCUGGGCCAGCAGUGCCGGAAGUACGCCUGUGACCUGCUGGAUCAGUGCCGGAGCAGUGAGGAGGUCACUGCUGUCCUCAACAGGACCAGCGAGGAGGACCUGCCCCAGGACACAGACAAGUUGACCUUGUCAAGGUUAAAGCUGGCCCUCAAGUUUGAGCAGAAGCAGUUUGUGGCCCACCCACACUGCCAACAACUGCUGACCUCUAUCUGGUACGCCGGCCUGCCGGGGUGGAGAAAGAGGAAUGGCGUCAUGAAGUUCCUCACUUGCAUCGGCCUCAUACUCAUCCUCCCUCUCAUGUCUUUCUACUACCUCAUCUUCCCAAGGUCACAGAUAGGUCAACUACUUCGCUCUCCGUUCAUGAAAUUUCUCUACCACAGCGCCAGUUUUGGAGUCUUCCUCUUCCUGUUGGUGUGUGCCUCCACUGACGUCAUUAACAGCGUACCCAUGAGGGACAGGCUAAGGGGGCCCGAACCCUCGGGGCUGGAGUGGAUGAUUGUCUUGUGGGUCACAGGUUUUGUGUGGGCUGAGUGCAAACAGCUGUGGGACGAGGGUCUGAAGGCCUACAUCCGCCAGUGGUGGAACUGGCUGGACUUUAUCAUGCUGUCUCUCUACCUGGCCACCUUCGCCCUCAGGGUCGUCGCUUACUUCCAGAUCGAGUCAGGCAGGUACGGCGACCGGCUGAUGGAGCGCAAAGACUGGCCGGUCAAUGACCCUACGCUCAUCUCUGAAGGCUUGUUUGCAGUUGCCAAUGUUUUCAGCUUCGCAAGGAUUAUCUACCUUUUUCAGGCCAACCAACACCUGGGACCUCUACAAAUUUCUCUUGGCUGUAUGCUAAUCGACAUCGCCAAAUUUCUAUUCAUCUUCUUCCUCGUCGUGUCGUCGUUUGCUUGCGGUUUGAACCAGCUGUACUGGUACUAUCAAAGUACAGCAGACAGCACUGAGGAGGACAUGUUUUUCACGUUGUUCUCGAGCUACGUGACGUUGUUCUGGUCCAUGUUCAGCCUGACCACGCCCAGCAAGAUGGAGCUGAAGAGCACCCAGGUGUUCACGAUGACAGUGGGUGAGCUGAUGUUUAUGGCCUACCACGCCAUGGCCAUCAUCGUCCUCCUCAACAUGCUCAUCGCCAUGAUGUCCAGCUCCUUCCAGGAGAUUGAGAACCAUGCCGACAUGGAGUGGAAGUUUGCUCGCUCUAAGCUGUGGAUGGGCUACUUUGACGAGGGCUCCACCCUCCCUGCGCCCUUUAACCUGAUCGUCAGCCCCAAGUCCCUCUACUACCUAGUCACGUGGGUGAGGAGCGUUAUCUGCAGGCAUACGUCACGUGGUGAUUCCAGACAGCGUAAGUCGUCGGAAGGAAACAUCCGGUCAAAGCAAACAGUGGCGCCAUCUGAACUGAAGGUGUUCAAGACUAAACAGAGCGCCGAGCUGUACAGUGAAGCCCAAGUUAGACCUUCCAGUGCCGGCCUUGUCAACAUUCCGCAAGUAGAACCCGCGUCAGCCAAGAUAGACAGUGGUCAGCAGUACCAGGACGUGAUGAGGAGGUUGAUCUGUCGCUACAUCCACCAGAGCAAGAAGAUGUCGAGACAAGAUGGCGUCAGCGAGGACGAUCUUUUGGAGAUCAAACAAGAUAUUUCUAGUCUCAGAUUUGAGCUUCGCGAGGAUCGGAGACGUGAAAUGAUUCGAACAACUUCUCACAUGGACAGCCUAAGACGUGACCUUCACCACACGCUGGGUCGGCUCUCGCCCAUCCCACCCACCACCACGCUGGUUAACGGGCUCUCACCCAACCACACCCUGACCGCACCCAACCACACCCUGACCGCACCCAACCACACCCUGACCGCACCCAACCACACCCUGACCGCACCCAACCACACCCUGACCGCACCCAACCACACCCUGACCGCACCCAACCACACCCUGACCACACACUGUGGAAGAACACUUUACAUGCCGCAGUUCUCGCAAGAAACACGUUCUAUAAAUAGCUCAUACGAAGCGCCCGACAGGCCUGGCGGACUGACCUUGGUUGACCUUGACUGGCUGAAGUCGGAGAUUUUGGCAGGCGUCAGGCAAGAGCUGAAAGACUUACUUCAGCAUACGGCGCCAGUCGAGCGGAAAUAUCCAGCGUUGUCUUCGUCCCAUCCACAAAUAGCAUCCGUGGCCAAUCCAGUGUCAUCCAGCAGUGACCUGUACCACACCCACCUGUACACACAGCUGUGAGCAGCCAAUCAAAACUCUUGAAUCUUGUCACGUGAUGUCCUACCUCAAGCAGUUGAGUGACCCUCUCCCCCUCCCAACAGUUCUGUCUCCUUGAAAGAUGUGUGUACCUCUUUAAAAAGACAUUUUGAUUACAUUAUUAAUCAUUAUAUUAUUAUUACAUUAUUAAUCAUCUAAAACUAAAAACCGACAAUCUUUAUAUAGGAGAAUACUUUUUCUUUUAAUUGUGUUUAAUAACAUCUAGGAUGAACAUCUUGAAAUUCUUAAAUCCGGCUCUAAUGGGUACGGCUAUCACCUGAGGAAUUCGUACACCGCCAAACGCGUGACCCGUCCUGGCGUUCUCUGUGAAACCAAAAUUCAUGGCCACGAUAAAACAAAGUUCUUAUAGCUUUUUUGGCGUGCUAUACUCUUCAAGAUUCUUCAUGGUUUUGAGAUAGAGGGGUUUAGAUGACAAGGUGUCGCGGGAGCAAGCUACUCAGCUGAGAAGCGAUACAAGAUGCUGCACGAAAAAGUACAACGUGCUGUCCAGACAUAUGGUCAAACAGAUGUACUGACAUAUUUGCGUGCUAUAGCACAUCUGUCAUUUCGUUAACCAUUUUAAGUAUUUCUUCUUUGGCAAGAUUUUUAUAAUUUUUUUUAUUCUUUCUAUAUGUAUUUUCAAGUACAUCUACAUUAUUUAUUUGUGAAACUUGCUAUAUGUCGCAUUAUUUGUAUUCCAUUUAUCGUUCAAAUAAAUCUAUGAGGCCUAGCACCAACCUUUAUGU
Molecule: messenger RNA, 3788 nt
Organism: Physella acuta
Lineage: Eukaryota; Metazoa; Mollusca; Gastropoda; Physidae
Product: transient-receptor-potential-like protein
Biological process (GO): calcium ion transmembrane transport; single fertilization; regulation of cytosolic calcium ion concentration
Cellular component (GO): cation channel complex; plasma membrane
Molecular function (GO): store-operated calcium channel activity; protein binding; inositol 1,4,5 trisphosphate binding
Source: RefSeq, a predicted model, not a curated record